CCAUGCUCCUCACCAUGAUGAUUCUGGAAUCUAACCCUCAGGAACCACAAUCUUCAAACGUUUUCUCAUAUAUUGCCUUGGAUAUGGGGUCUUAGGAUGGCACCUUGGUCUGUUCCCUCAAGCUUGUCAAAGCUCAGAAUAACCUGAGAACCAGACAUCAGGAUGGCAGGGGCUCUGCUUGGGGCCUUACUUCUCCUGACACUCUUUGGCAGAAGCCAGGGUAAGAAUGAAGAGCUUAGGCUGUAUCACCAUCUCUUCGACAAUUAUGACCCAGAAUGCCGGCCAGUUAGGAGACCUGAGGACACUGUCAACAUCAGCCUCAAGGUCACCCUAACCAACCUCAUCUCACUGAACGAGAAAGAAGAAACUCUGACCACCAAUGUCUGGAUUGGAAUUGAAUGGUAUGACUAUCGGCUCAACUUCCGUGGGGACGAUUUUGCAGGUUUAAAAGUUCUGCGGGUUCCUUCAGACCAUGUAUGGCUGCCAGACAUUGUUCUAGAAAACAAUAUUGAUGGGCAGUUUGGAGUGGCGCACGACUGCAAUGUUCUUGUCUCUGAGGGAGGCAGUGUGUACUGGCUGCCCCCAGCCAUCUACCGGAGCACCUGUGCAGUGGAGGUUACCUAUUUCCCCUUCGACUGGCAGAACUGCUCUCUCAUUUUUCGCUCCCAGACCUACAAUGCUGACGAGGUGGAGUUCAUCUUUGCAUUGGAUGACAAUAACAACGCCAUCAACAAAAUUGAGAUUGACACUGCGGCUUUUACCGAGAAUGGAGAAUGGGCCAUCGACUACUGCCCAGGCAUGAUUCGCCACUAUGAGGGAGGCGCCACAGAAGGCCCCAGAGAAACUGACAUCAUCUACACACUCAUCAUCCGCCGGAAGCCGCUUUUUUAUGUCAUUAACAUCAUUGUGCCUUGUGUGCUCAUUUCUGGCUUGGUGCUGCUAGCUUACUUCCUGCCUGCACAGGCUGGUGGCCAGAAAUGCACAGUCUCUAUCAACGUCCUGCUAGCCCAGACUGUCUUCUUGUUUCUAAUUGCCCAGAAAAUUCCAGAGACGUCUCUGAGCAUGCCGCUGCUAGGCAGGUAUCUUAUUUUCGUCAUGGUGGUUGCCACGCUCAUUGUCAUGAAUUGCGUCAUCGUGCUCAACGUAUCUUUGCGGACGCCAACAACUCAUGCCACAUCUCCUCGGCUGCGCCAGAUUUUAUUAGAGCUACUGCCGCGUCUCCUGGGCUCGAGCCCACCCCCAGAAGAUCCCCGAACUGCCUCACCAGCGAGGCGUGCCUCGUCUGUGGGCAUUCUGCUCAGAGCGGAAGAGCUCAUCUUGAAAAAACCGAGGAGCGAAAUCGUGUUUGAGGGGCAGAGGCAUCGGCAUGGAACUUGGACUGCAGCAGCCCUCUGCCAGAACCUGGGUGCUGCAGCCCCUGAGAUCCGCUGCUGUGUGGAUGCUGUGAACUUUGUGGCUGAGAGCACAAGGGACCAGGAAGCCACUGGAGAGGAACUAUCCAACUGGGUGCGUAUGGGGAAAGCCCUCGACAACGUCUGUUUUUGGGCAGCUUUGGUGCUCUUCAGCGUCGGUUCUACUCUCAUCUUCCUUGGAGGUUACUUCAACCAAGUUCCUGAUCUCCCCUACCCACCGUGCAUCCAACCUGAGCCGAAACCAACAGCAGCACCCACCACGCCCCCACCCCCCACGGAGGAGAUUUUGACAACACGCUGCAAAUAAAUGUGGUUUGUGAACUUGCA
Messenger RNA from Grammomys surdaster, 1739 nucleotides. It is a transcript of the gene Chrne, whose product is annotated as cholinergic receptor nicotinic epsilon subunit. The record is from RefSeq and is a predicted model, not a curated record. The transcript has 13 exons. Lineage: Eukaryota; Metazoa; Chordata; Mammalia; Rodentia; Muridae. Gene Ontology annotation, biological process: chemical synaptic transmission; regulation of membrane potential; monoatomic ion transmembrane transport. The coding region runs from base 163 to 1719 and encodes 518 amino acids. Gene Ontology annotation, molecular function: acetylcholine-gated monoatomic cation-selective channel activity; transmembrane signaling receptor activity. Gene Ontology annotation, cellular component: postsynaptic membrane; synapse; neuron projection.